ACAUGUAUAAAUUUUUGGGGCCCAUUAUAGCUUACUGUUCUGUGUGAGCCAAGGCUCCGUAUUGAAGACCAUACUGUGACCUAUAAUGGUUUACUUUUAUAAAUUUUGACUUGGAUGGAGAGUUGUCUCAUUCAAUUUGGCACUCAUACCACAUCUUCUUAUAUCUAUAUCUGAACAUUGCAAGGUUAUGAACUCAGAAAAAGUGAUAUCGGUUGGAUACAUCCAAAGAGAGCUUUAGUUUUCACUACGACUGCAAGUUAUUUUAUUAUCUGCACGAGUUGAUGUUACGGAUAAGCGGCAUUAUAAGUCGUAAGCAUCAUGGGAAAUAUUAGUGAUCUGAGAAAGAGAGGUUGUUUCGUAACUAACCUUACAGGAUUUCUGUUGGUGAUACUGGUAAUCUGUCUGCUAGUGGUAGUGGCUGUCAUUGUUUAUUUCACAACGUUGGAUAUUAAAUGUUCUUCGUCGAAUGAAUCAGAUGGGAAAGUGGCUAAUAAGACACUGCAUAAAGCGCCGUCUGUUGACAGGAAUUUUCGACUACCACUCAACUUGUACCCGACUGUUUAUGAAAUUGAGAUUCAGCCAUAUAUCUAUGGAGACAACUCAGAAGACUUUUUCUUCUUUGGUCACGUGAAAAUAGAAGUAGAUUGCAGGUCUUCAACAAAUGAAAUUAUUCUACACAGUAAGAUGCUGAAUAUCACAGAAAAUACUAUCGAAAUUCGGCCAAGCGGAAACCAUAACGACACAAUAAAUUCUACUUUAGAAUAUGAUACAGACAAUGAGUUUAUAUUACUGAAAUUAAGUAGAUUGGUAGUAGCAGGAAACAGAUACAUUGUAGAAAUGGGAUUUGAUGGACAUUUCUCUGAAGAUUUAGAUGGAUUGUAUCUUAGUUCGUAUGUUCGUGACAACUCUACGGUAUACCUUGCUACAACGCAUUUUGAAGCCAUCCAUGCCAGGAAAGCAUUUCCAUGUUUUGACGAGCCUGCAAUUAAAGCAAAUUUUAAGAUAACUCUCGUCAGGAAAAAGCAUAUGAUUUCCUUGUCAAAUACCCGUAUUAUGUAUCAAGACAAUAGAACGGAUGAUUGGGUUGCUGACCAUUAUGAAGAAACCCCUUUGAUGUCAACUUAUAUCUUAGCUUUUAUUGUUUGUGACUUUCAAUAUAGCACUGACGUCUCAAAGUACAAUGUAACAUUUAGGUCAUGGGCAAGGAAUGAAGUAGUGGAUCAAACGCCUUAUUCUUUGAAAGUUGGAAUCAACAUCUUAACACAUUUUGAGGACUAUUUUAAUAUCAGCUUUCCUCUGGCUAAGUCAGGUUAAGUUCAUAAUAUUAAUGGUCUCGGGUGGAAGUAAGCUCUGACAUAUCUGCGGACAAGGCAAUCUGACAAACGAAAAACCUUAUAGAAUUGA
This is a messenger RNA of Mytilus californianus (California mussel), 1404 nucleotides long. Its product is annotated as aminopeptidase N-like. Gene Ontology annotation, biological process: proteolysis; peptide catabolic process. The coding region runs from base 319 to 1314 and encodes 331 amino acids. The record is from RefSeq and is a predicted model, not a curated record. Gene Ontology annotation, cellular component: cytoplasm. Gene Ontology annotation, molecular function: metalloaminopeptidase activity; zinc ion binding; peptide binding. NCBI's taxonomy places the organism in Eukaryota, Metazoa, Mollusca, Bivalvia, Mytilida, Mytilidae. The transcript is spliced from 5 exons.